This is a messenger RNA of Arachis ipaensis, 974 nucleotides long. It is a transcript of the gene BZIP53, whose product is annotated as basic region/leucine zipper motif 53. The record is from RefSeq and is a predicted model, not a curated record. Lineage: Eukaryota; Viridiplantae; Streptophyta; Magnoliopsida; Fabales; Fabaceae. Gene Ontology annotation, molecular function: transcription cis-regulatory region binding; DNA-binding transcription factor activity. Gene Ontology annotation, cellular component: nucleus. Gene Ontology annotation, biological process: positive regulation of DNA-templated transcription.
UGUUUCUCUACUGGUUCUACGUCUUCUCAGACCUACCUUUCAAAUCCCCAAUCUCUCCCUAAAUCCUAAUCGCCCCUAAAUCCCUCCUUGCAUUUAGAUCUGCAAAGUAAAAACCGUAUUCCUGUGUGUUUUCUCUUUUACUAUUUUGUUGUUGUUUGAAGACUCUGCCGGCGAGUUGCCACGAGGAAAUAAUGGCUCCGAUCCAGCGCGCGUUGAGUUCGGGAUCGGAAGGUAGCGGAGAUCCACCGAUAGUGUUGGACGAAAGGAAGAGGAAGAGGAUGCUCUCGAAUCGUGAAUCUGCACGCCGUUCGAGGAUGAGGAAGCAAAAGCAGCUGGAGGACCUCACCGAAGAGGUGACGAAGCUGCAGUCGGCGAAUAAGAACCUGGCGGAGGCCAUCAAGGCGAAGGAGGAAGCCAUGACGGAGACUGAGGCCGCCAACGGCGUCCUUAGGGCUCAGAUGACGGAGCUUACCGACCGUCUCCGGUUCCUUAACUCGAUCCUUGAGAUUGCCGAGGAUGUCAGUGGACUUUCCGUCGAUAUACCUGAGAUUCCGGAUCCGCUUCUGAAGCCAUGGCAGAUCCCUCACCCGAUUCAACCAAUCAUGGCUUCCGCAGACAUGUUCCUGCAUUGAUCUGAGGAUUCUUCCUUUUGUUACUCUAUCUGUAAUGUUAUGUUCUUUCUGUCGGCAUAUAGAGUCCCUCUUGGUCUCUGGUGGAAAUUUCUAGAAUUAGGUCAUUGUUGUUGCCAAUGUAGUUUAGAGGUCCUUUUUGUUUUCAUUGGUACCAUUUGUGUCUAAAUAAUGGAGGGACCUUGUCUUAAUUACUAUGAUUGCAUUAUUCCAAUUGGUGUUCUAUUGAGCGUCUUAAUGUGUCCAGUGUUAGUGUUUCUGGUUUCAUUGUAGCAGGGAACUAUAUUAUGCAUUAAGGGAAUAUUGUGUGCACUGUGCUUAUCUCUUUAAUAUUUGAUUCAGUGA